Molecule: messenger RNA, 1742 nt
Organism: Polyodon spathula (Mississippi paddlefish)
Lineage: Eukaryota; Metazoa; Chordata; Actinopteri; Acipenseriformes; Polyodontidae
Product: trafficking protein particle complex subunit 4-like
Exons: 2
Biological process (GO): endoplasmic reticulum to Golgi vesicle-mediated transport
Cellular component (GO): TRAPP complex
Source: RefSeq, a predicted model, not a curated record
GUUCUGCCAGGUAUCAAGUUUAUUAUUAUGGCAGAUCCUCGUCAGACUGGGAUCGACUCGCUUCUCAGGAAGAUUUACGAGAUCUAUUCUGAUUUCGCUCUGAAGAACCCCUUCUACUCACUGGAGAUGCCCAUCAGGUGUGAAUUGUUCGAUCAGAAUUUGAAAUUGGCGCUGGAAGUCGUGGAGAAAGCCGGAACUUUUGGACCAGGGUCCUGAUCUGGAAACAAGACUGGGAUUUAAAAGAACAUCUUCAUCCACACUCAGAAAUUUGAAGGCAUUCUAAGAAAAGUCCAGUAGGCAAGCGUUUUGACUAGUGCUGUCACCAGCCUAUCUGAACUGCUGCAGUAAUGUCUGCUCCUGUUAUAAAGUGCGCUCCCCCUGUAUUUGCUUUACUAUGCAUUCUCCACACUGGGAUAUGAGUGAGCAAUGCAUGGUGAGAGAGGGAAUGGACAUGCUUGGAGCAACAUUGCUUUCAGCAGCUUCCACAUCAGGGUAUUGGCAAUGAAAACACAACUCCAGCGUAUUUUAUUACAGUAGUGUUAAACAUAAACUGUUUUUUCCUAUCACUGUGUACCUUAUGAUUGAGGGUUUAAAGUUACAUCCCACUGUAGCUUGUGGCCACUUCUCUCAUGUCUCAAGGGACAGCACUGUACAUAUUUCAUAUAGAUAUAAAAAUGUGGUAUGAUAAAUUUCUGUCUAAUUUAAUGAUGGCACGUUCAGGGCUGCAAGUUUGGAAAUGUGUGUGUUUUUUUUUUUCUGUUGUAAAUACUGUAAGAAGAAUAAACAAUCUUGCUUGAGAAAUAGUUUUUUGGUUUAAACUUUCCCCAGUGCACAGCAAACCUUACACCUUCUGUGUUCGUUAUUGGUGCAGCUGAAAACUAUCCACAAACUUCAUAACAGAAACAGCAGCUGUAUGGAUUUUAAUCAGUCAGUUGUGUAAAGCACUCCCAGCGACUCCAUAAUAGCCAUGUCUCCCUCCUAAGCUGCUUGCAUGAGCACCGCCCUGACUGUGCAGGAUGCUGUCUCUCGGUGCCAGGGGGAGCGGGGAGCAGGUGAACUGAGCAAUGUGAAUGAGGUGGAAUGAAAGUAAGGAAAUUGGCACACUGGUAAAACAGUGCCAUGAUAGUGGCAUUGCAUGGCAUCAGCAGUGAAGUGGCAGAUAAAAUGAAAGGUACACAAAACCCACUCAAUGUUACAUUAUUCAAGGUCUAAAUCUGAAAUCAGGAAGACGCUGCUAGGAUUUAUUCAUCAACAUUCACGUCAGUUUGGUUGAACUAUUUAAUAAAUAACGCACUGUUUAUUGAACCUCCCCCUUUCUCCAGGGGCAAUGUGGAAAUUACAGAGAAGGAUUAAGAGUAAAACAAUCUGACACAAAGGCAUGUAGUGUUUUAAUACUCUUAGUGUUGAGAUAUUUUAUUAAUGACAUACACACAGCUUUGUAAUGUAACACCAACUCACAGUCAUGUCCUUACUGGAAUCAAAAAUAGACGACUGUCGUUUAAUAAAACAUCUAUCACAGGUAAUAAUCAUUAUUAUCAGAAGUGGUGUUACCUGUUUUAUUGAAAUAAUACUUUCUUAGUCGUUUACAAGGAAGCUGUGUGGGUUCGUACCAGAUAAAGAUGAUGCUAGGGGGGAAAAAUCUGAUUUCUAACAAACCAGGCAAAAAAAUAAAUAAAACGGCUAAUUUCCCUGCCACAUAACAUAUUGUAUUAAAAUAUCUAUUUAAAAAAAAAAAAAAAAAA